UUGACGUGCAGGACCUUCCUCUUACGGAAGGGCACCUGCCAGAUCCGUCAGUGGCGCCCUCUGCCCUCUCUCUAGUUUGGAACUCCGCCGCUGCUUCUGAGGUGCGCUCCACUUCUGCCGCACGGACUACGUAUAUAAGAAAGGACUGACCAUCGUCGUCAGUGUCGAACUCACCGCCCCGCUCACCGUCGACACAAACAGCGUAGGUCAAUGCUUAGUCAUCCACCUGAGGCCAUUCUUGGACAGGCUUGGCGGGCUUGGCACCCGCGGAUGAGCGACGAGCGCUGGUCCGCUCUCUGGUCCCUCCGCCAUCCUCGUCCGAGUCGUCGCCCUCUGCGGCUCUCCCCUUCCUAUCCAUUGCACGACAAGACUAUUCACGACCACGCCCUACUAGCGGAUACGUCAUAAUACCCUUUACCCGGCGAUGGGGUGCUCGCUGCGCUGCCUCCUUUUUCUCUCCGCCUUACAGUAUGCUCUGGCUUCGAACGGCACUACGGGGUCUGAUGCUGAUCCCAUUCUCCAAUAUCGCCCCGUCUUCGCCCGGUCCCUCCCCGUGCAGCUCCUUGUGAACGGGAUUGUGCUCACGCUCAUGGCCGUCCUCCUUCUGCAACUCCUCUUCACGGCCCAGUAUCACUUCCGCCUCGCACCGGUCAACUAUGCCUUCCAGUUUGCCGGCGUGUGCAUGCUCCUUACCAACGUCAUCGCCUCGCUGCAUGUCAUUAUGUCCACAGUCUCCGACGAGAGCAAGACUUGGCCCUAUAUGCUCAAUUACGUCUCCGUCGACCUCCCUCCUCAGGGGGCCCUUGGCUGGUCGACCGCAGAGAUUAUGGCCUGGCUGUUCAUGAUGGCCAGUACGGGGCUUCUCAUCCAAGCGACGCACAUCCAGUUCCUCGGCCUGCUCUUCCCCUCCAAGCUCGAGAAACGCCUCAUCUUCUGGCUCCUCGGUCCGCUUGCGGCAACGUCCGCGAUCAUGCAGCUCAUUCGCAUCAUCGACACUCCGCUGGUGCAACGCUCAUCGAUCGCUGUGCAGAAUGUGUGCAAUGCGACACUCUCGCUGCUCUUCACCGUCUCCCUCAUGCUCUGGGGGCUGCUCGUCAACCGGAAGAAUGCCUGGCGGAUGGACGGCGGUACGGCUGCGUUCGGGGUUGGCGCCCUUGUUCUCGCCCCCAUCUCAACCGUCAUCUCGCUCGUCUACAUCCCCACCCGGUUUGAGUUCUCGUGGAUGAAGCCGCUGAUGUGGAGCGUCAUCCUCUGGCAGAGUUUCUUCGGAUGGUGGUGGUGGGUCGGCGCCGGCAUGGGCGUUGGGGAGCUAGACGAGCUGCUCAGCAGGCAGGAGAAGCGGCAGCGGAAGCGCGCCGGGAAGACCAAGAAGCGCGGACGUGGCGAGCGCGAGGGCACGCUGCUCGGUGGUGUCGCUCACGCGAUGGGUCUGAGACGUGGGGAGCCGGGCGCGAGACACGCGUCGCCGCCCAGCGUGUCGAACAGCGGCGCACGGGGCUGGCGGAUCCUACGGCAUACAAAGGCGUUCUGGAUGUUCCUUCGCCACGAACAUCUCACGGCGGCACGCGCACAAGCGGAGGAAUGGAUCGAGCGCGUCACCGAGGUGUACGGGCCUAACGGGGACCGGGGCUGGGGACUCGGCCAGUUUGGCGUCGGCGCCCGCCAUGUGGGCGAGCGCGACGCGGACGCGGAGACGGUGGUCGGCGAUGAGGAGUAUGAGAUGGAAGAGAUGGAUGGGCGAGAGCACGCUGUCGUUGACACAGACGGUGGUGGCAAGGCUGCUCAGGGAAACAAUGAUGAGCAGCAGGAGCGGGAAGAGGGACGGAGAAGAGUGCGAAGGCGGGGCAGGCGGCGAGAUGUUGACGAUGCGCGGGAUCCGACGAGGAAUGGUGCACAAGAUCUUGAGAGGCCACGGUCGAUGUGGUGGUGGGGCCCGUUCCGUCGGUGGCGACUGCAGGAUGCAACAGAGUAUUGAGAUAGUGAUGGAUAGAGUAAGAUGUCAUGAUCUAUUGGUGUAUUGUUGUGUAUUUUUGUAUCGUUAUUCGGGUUCUUGGAGUCUCGUACUCGGGCUGCUGGACAUCGUGGUUGUGUUGGAUUUAACUCAAUGCGAAAGGUUCGUCAUAUACCGUCUUGUCUCACGACAUAUUUGCGCUCCGUUGAUAUUUCGUAGCGUUGAAAGAAGAUAUCCUUGUCACUGUUACGUGAUGCGGGGCUGACGAGUUCGUACGGAAUGUGACUUGGUGGUCGUUUUUAAAGCCUCGUCGGCAUCGCGCACCAGAUUCAAGCAUUGAUGGUGAACUCGCGGACCCACUGCUCGUUAGUCCGAGCCUUCGAUCUUCAUCGUACACUAUUACACUCGACCUGUCAUGGCGUAGGAUACA
Messenger RNA from Rhodofomes roseus, 2381 nucleotides. RefSeq lists its product as uncharacterized. The record is from RefSeq and is a predicted model, not a curated record. The coding region runs from base 425 to 1975 and encodes 516 amino acids. NCBI's taxonomy places the organism in Eukaryota, Fungi, Basidiomycota, Agaricomycetes, Polyporales, Fomitopsidaceae. The transcript has 3 exons.